UGGAUUCCCUGGACAUACUGAUCCUCUCCACGGACCAUGAAGCUUAGGCUGGGCCUUAGCCUGUUUCUGGCUGGCCUCCUCACUGCACAAAGUCUUCAGCAGCCCAACUUCUCUUCAAACCACCAAGGAGACCAGGGCCAAGAUCUCGAGUUAAAGGCAAAGAGAAAUGCCCAGGAACUGGGCUGGCGCAAUAUGGAGUUCGGCUUCAAGCUACUCAAGAAGCUGGCUUACAGAAACCCUAGGCAGAACAUCUUCUUCUCCCCACUAAGCAUCUCCACCGCCUUCUCUAUGCUGUCCCUGGGGGCUCAGGACUCCACGCUGGCUGAGAUAAAGCGGGGCCUGAGCUUCCGGGACAUGGCGGACAGGGACCUGCAUGAGGGCUUCCGCUACCUCCUCAAAAGGCUAAACCAGCAGAAGAAGAAUGUCCAGCUGGACCUCGGCAACGCCCUGUUCAUCGACAGGAAGCUGAAGGCCCAGAGAAACUUCCUGAGAGCCGCCAAGGGCGUGUACAAUGCAGAAAUGUUGGCCACCAGCUUCCAGAACUUGAAAGAAACUCGGAGGCAGAUCAAUGGCUAUAUCAGUCAGAAAACUCACGGGAAAAUCCACAACCUGGUCAGGAGUAUAGACCCGGGAACAGUCAUGCUUCUUGCAAACUACAUUUUCUUUCAAGCCAGGUGGAAAUAUGAAUUUGACCCCAAAAAAACGAAAGAAGAGGAUUUCUUCGUGGAAGGGAGGAAGACGGUGAGGGUGCCCAUGAUGUUCCGUUCGGGCAUGUAUGACUUUGCCUACGACGAGCAGCUCGCCUGCACCAUCCUGGAGAUGCCGUACAACGGGAACAUCACCGUCACCUUCAUCCUCCCCGACAACGGCAAGAUGGAGAGACUGGAAGAGGGCCUGAAGGUGGACAUCUUCAGCAAAUGGAAGAGUUUGCUUGCAAAAAGGGUGGUGGAUGUGUUCGUGCCCAGGCUGCACCUCUCUGGGACCUACAACUUGAAGAAGACUCUGUCCGAACUGGGCAUCAGCAAAGUCUUCGAGGAGCAUGGAGACCUCACCAGGAUCUCCCCGUACCGCAGCCUGAAGGUGGGCGAGGCCGUGCACAAGGCUGAGCUGAAGAUGGACGAGAAGGGUACAGAGGGGGCUGCAGGCUCUGGAGUACAGACGCUGCCUAUGGAGAAGCCUGAAAAAGUCAGGAUGAACAGACCUUAUGUGCUACUGAUCUAUGAGAAUAUCACCCCCUCCUUGAUCUUCCUGGGAAAGAUUGUUGACCCCAGACACUAAUAAAGGGGAAA
This is a messenger RNA of Perognathus longimembris pacificus (Pacific pocket mouse), 1289 nucleotides long. RefSeq names its product serpin family A member 12 (gene Serpina12). Bases 37 to 1278 code for a protein of 413 amino acids. Lineage: Eukaryota; Metazoa; Chordata; Mammalia; Rodentia; Heteromyidae. Gene Ontology annotation, molecular function: serine-type endopeptidase inhibitor activity. The record is from RefSeq and is a predicted model, not a curated record. Gene Ontology annotation, biological process: negative regulation of endopeptidase activity. The transcript is spliced from 5 exons.